AUGGGUUCUCCAUUGCAGACGGAACCUCAUUUCUCACUAUCACCGUAUUCAUUGAACGACACAAAUAAUAUAACAUCUCACCCAAGUUCGAAUAAUAAAAACUUUUCUGCUACUAAUAACAGUGGUUCUAAUAACAAUAAAAGUAAUAUAUCUUUAAUAACACCCGGAACAUCAACUCCGUCGUCGCCCUAUCAUAAACAACACCAAAAAACUAUCGAUGCAUCCGCUUCUGUCUCAUCAUCAACUACUUCAUUUGACCAAAAUGGAAUAUCUGUUGUCGCUUCUGCAGCUCUAAAACGAACAAACAAGACACACGUCCCCAGUGCGUGUGUCAAUUGUAAACGUGCUCAUUUGGCUUGUGAUGUAUCGAGACCGUGCAAACGAUGUGUAGCGCUUGGGAAACAACAAUCACCUCACGCUGAAUCACAAUCUUUAUCUAAUUAUUCGUCAUUUACGACACCACCACCGCCGCCAAUACCAUCAUCAGCCCAGCAAUCAGCACAAAUCUCGGACAUUCAUCAAAAUCGUCAACCUUUUCCUCCUGCUUAUUAUCAACGUUCACCAAACUUGAGAUCACCUAAAUUUAUUUCAAUACCUUCAUCGGCAAAUAAUAUUGCUUCCCCUCCUCAUCCUCCUCUCACACCUCCAUCAUCUUUUCUUCGAUCGCUACAACCUCAAUCUCCAUCUCCACCUUCAAUGCCACCGCAGCAACCAGUAACAGCGUCACCAUCAUCUACGAUAGCACCUCCCCUACUAUCAGAAAAUUCAUCGGUCAUUACAAUGUUCCUUACGGUAUACGGAGUUGCAGCACGUGUCUCUGAUGAAUGUUUAGGUAUCAUGGGAUUCUAUCCCACCGAACUCGCACAAAAAUCGUUGCUUGAUUACGUGCAUCCACAAGAUUACGAGAGAAUGCAAAAAUUAAUCAACUCACUAAUGGAGAGAGCUCAUGAAUAUAACGAAUAUCACCAACAUAAUCAAAAUUACCCGCCAUCUCACCAUCAAUUAUAUUCAAACUUUUCUGGGACAUCAACCAUUAAUCACGGUAAUAAUGGUAACACUCACCCACAAUCAAUCACCGCAAAAGAUUCGAGAUUCUAUACCGUUACCCCGAAAGAACUAAUGCAUUCCGCGUUGAUGAUGAAUGGUAGUGGUAAUGAACGAAUUGAAGCUACGGAUUAUUUCAAUCUUCAAGCACGUAACGGACAAUAUGACUAUUAUAGUGUUCUAAUGUAUCUCGGGGGUGGAUUGGGUGGUGAUUUGUCGCGAAAAGAAACAUGGGGUAACUUGUAUAUCGUCGGAUUAUUCACGAGGAUAAGGCAAAACACUGGGCUGUCGGCGGCAACUACUGCUAUUACAUCUGCGAUCCAAAAUCAUAACAGUUCUUUCACGCAACAUCAUAAUUUUCCAAAUAUUCCACCAACGAUGAUUAGCAGUAAUAGUGAUGGGGAUCAUUUAAAUUCACCAACACUAUCGCCGGCAAUUGAUCCAUCACUUCGUGAGCAUGAUCACUCAUUACUGAGUCGAUCAUACACCUCAGAACGUAAUCAAACGUCAAAAGAACAGUUAAACUAUCAAACGUCACACACUUCGCCCCUUUUAUCACGUUCAAAUAUUCCAUCCCCAUUAAGUUUACAUGCCGAAAAAAGAAUCAUUUCUUCGUUUAAUCCUCCGAUUCCGACGCCAACUACCAGCAUCGAUCCUGCUUUGACACUUUAUAAUAGUAAAAUAGACAUAGGUGAUUCACCACCCAAGGAAUAUCCUCCUGUUUCCAUCAUGUCGCCGGUAUCUUCUGAGCGUGUAUAUCGUCACCAUAUCAAUCAACGACAGAAGCGACACUCCAGUAUGGAGAACAUUCCGCAUAAACCUGAUAGGCAUUUAAAACAUCAACCAUUAACUCCGACUUACGAGCACCAUGAUAACAUAGCAAAUCCAAACACUAGAAUGAGCCAUGGUGAUGCCACCAGUACCAUCCGUCCCAUCACCACCACCUCCCCCUCUUCUACCACAACAACAUUAAACCAUUUAUUUGGAACACGAUCAGUAGUCAAUGAAUUGAGCGUUGUUGGUGAUGAUGAAGAUGAAUCUACUACACGCAUGAGCGUGAAUUCUUUAUUGUGUUCUUAA
Ambispora leptoticha is the source of this 2124-nucleotide messenger RNA. The record is from the annotation of a GenBank genome assembly. NCBI's taxonomy places the organism in Eukaryota, Fungi, Glomeromycota, Glomeromycetes, Archaeosporales, Ambisporaceae.